Molecule: messenger RNA, 2747 nt
Organism: Odobenus rosmarus divergens (Pacific walrus)
Lineage: Eukaryota; Metazoa; Chordata; Mammalia; Carnivora; Odobenidae
Gene: AXIN2
Product: axin 2
Exons: 11
Coding region: 1-2529 (842 amino acids)
Biological process (GO): negative regulation of canonical Wnt signaling pathway
Source: RefSeq, a predicted model, not a curated record
AUGAGCAGUGCUGUGUUGGUGCCGCGCCUCCCAGACCCCAGCAGCAGCUUCCGCGAGGAUGCCCCCCGGCCCCCGGUCCCGGGGGAAGAAGGAGAGACCCCGCCGUGCCAGCCCGGGGUAGGAAAGGGCCAGGUCACCAAACCCAUGCCUGUGUCCUCCAACGCCAGGCGGAACGAGGAUGGGUUGGGGGAGCCCGAGGGGCGGGCGUCCCCGGAUUCCCCUCUGACCAGGUGGACCAAGUCCUUGCACUCCUUGUUGGGCGAUCAAGAUGGUGCUUAUCUCUUCCGCACUUUCCUGGAAAGGGACAAAUGCGUGGAUACCUUAGACUUCUGGUUUGCCUGCAAUGGAUUCAGGCAGAUGAACCUGAAGGAUACCAAAACUUUACGGGUAGCCAAAGCGAUCUACAAAAGGUACAUUGAGAACAACAGCAUCGUCUCCAAGCAGCUGAAGCCUGCCACCAAAACCUACAUAAGAGACGGCAUCAAGAAGCAGCAGAUUGAUUCCAUCAUGUUUGACCAGGCACAGACUGAGAUCCAGUCGGUGAUGGAGGAAAAUGCCUACCAGAUGUUUUUGACUUCUGAUAUAUACCUCGAAUAUGUGAGGAGUGGGGGAGAAAACACAGCUUUCAUGAGUAACGGGGGACUGGGGAGCCUCAAGGUCGUGUGUGGCUAUCUCCCCACCUUGAACGAGGAAGAGGAGUGGGCUUGUGCUGACUUCAAGUGCAAACUGUCACCCACUGUGGUUGGCUUGUCCAGCAAAACCCUGAGGGCUACAGCGAACGUGAGGUCCACCGAGGCUGUUGAAAAUGGAUACAGGUCCUUCAAGAGGAGCGAUCCUGUUAAUCCAUACCACGUAGGUUCUGGCUAUGUCUUUGCGCCAGCUACCAGCGCCAACGAUAGCGAGAUAUCCAGCGAUGCACUGACUGAUGAUUCCAUGUCCAUGACGGACAGUAGCGUAGAUGGAAUCCCUCCUUACCGUGUGGGGAGUAAGAAACAGCUCCAGAGAGAAAUGCAUCGCAGUGUGAAGGCCAAUGGCCAAGUGUCUCUACCUCAUUUCCCGAGAACCCACCGCCUGCCCAAGGAGAUGACCCCCGUGGAGCCCGCCACCUUCGCGGCCGAGCUCAUCUCCAGGCUCGAGAAGCUGAAGCUGGAGCUGGAGAGCCGCCACAGCUUGGAGGAGCGCCUGCAGCAGAUCCGAGAGGAUGAAGAGAAGGAGGCCUCCGAGCUGGCGCUGAGCCCCAGGGACGGGGGGCCUGCCCCGCACCCCCUCUCCCUCCUGCCCUCCGGCAGCUACGAGGAGGACCCGCAGACCAUUCUGGACGACCACCUGUCCAGGGUCCUCAAGACCCCCGGCUGCCAGUCUCCAGGCGUGGGCCGCUACAGCCCCCGCUCCCGCUCCCCCGACCACCACCACCACCAGCAGCAGUACCACCCCCUGCUCCCACCCGGUGGCAAGUUGCCCCCCGUGGCAGCCCCACAGGCCGGUUGCCCCCUCCUCGGUGCCAGGGGCUUCGUGACCAAGCAGACGACGAAGCAUGUCCACCACCACUACAUCCACCACCACGGCCUCCCCAAGACCAGGGAGGAGAUGGAGGCAGAGGCCGCACAGAGGGUGCGCUGCUUCUGUCCCGGGGGCGCCGGCUACUACUGCUACUCAAAGUGCAGGAGCCACCCCAAGGCUCUGGAGCCCGUGCAGGCCGAGCAGUUUGGGGGAAGCAGAGGCAGUGCCCUGCCCAAGCGAAAUGGGAAAAGCGUGGAGCCGGGCCUGGCCCUGCCCGCCAGGGAAGGAGGGGCCCCCGGCGGAGCCGGGGCCCUGCAGCUUCCCGGGGAGGAAGGAGACAGGUCGCAGGAUGUCUGGCAGUGGAUGCUGGAGAGCGAGCGGCAGAGCAAACCCAAGCCCCCUAGUGCCCAAAGCACAAAAAAGGCUUACCCCUUGGAGUCCGCCCGUGCGUCCCCAGCCGAGCGAGCCGGCCGGCACCACCUGCUGGGGGGCAGCAACGGGCACCCCCGCUCUGCCCCCCGAGCCCACCCGUUCACCCAGGACCCCGCGAUGCCUCCCCUGGCCCCGCCCAACACGCUGGCACAGCUGGAGGAGGCCUGCCGCCGGCUGGCUGAGGUGUCCAAGCCCCCGAAGCAGCGAUGCUGUGCAGGCGGUCAGCAGAGGGACAGGAACCACUCGGCCACUGGUCAGACGGGAGCCGCGCCCUUCUCCAACCCCAGCCUGGCUUCCGAAGAUCACAAAGAGCCAAAGAAGCUGGCGGGGGUCCACGCACUCCAGGCCAGCGAGUUGGUCGUCACAUACUUUUUCUGUGGAGAAGAAAUUCCAUACAGGAGGAUGCUGAAGGCUCAGAGCUUGACCCUGGGCCACUUUAAAGAGCAGCUCAGCAAAAAGGGAAAUUAUAGGUAUUACUUCAAAAAAGCAAGCGACGAGUUUGCCUGUGGAGCUGUGUUUGAGGAGAUCUGGGACGAUGAGGCGGUGCUCCCCAUGUACGAAGGCAGGAUUCUGGGGAAGGUGGAGAGGAUCGACUGAGCCUCGGGGGCCGGGCCCCGGCGCGAGCGCGGGGUCACCGCCCGCGCCACCGGUCUUGGCCGUGACGGAACGCGACGAGACAUUUUGAAGGAAAACUAAACCAAUGAAGAAGACAAAAAUCUCGGGAAGAAUUGGCCACUGGCCAUGCGGGGAGGGUGGGGAGGGCAGGGAGGUUGGUUUUCAUUAUUCACGAGCUGGGUACUGAGAUAAGAAAAGCC